GUGCUGGUGUAAUGGCUAACAGGCUAGCCACAGCGUCCACGACCGCUACAAAGUUAAACAAGAUUUAAUUUAACAUUUUGGAUGAAAUUAGGAGCCGUAUUUGGAUUCCCACUAGAGCCGUAUCUAGCUGUCAUGUCGUGGCGACUUCGAAUACCAGCUAAUUAUUAUUCUGUUUCACACGGUGAUUGUAGCACGUUUAGCCAAAGUGCUAUUUGUUUUGUUUACCUUGUCAAACGCGGAUGAGCUCGGCGCACCAAUCGGUGUACGCCACGUCAUAGACCCAGCAGGGGUCCUACGGGAGCCGAGAUGCUCCUUUUGGGGGGACGGGGCGCGUAUCUGUUUGUUACAGGCUAACUCAGCACUUUAAAGCAAAGUCUCUUAACUACUAUGAUCUCCUAACUACUGCUGGCAUGAAAGAGGAUUUCUGAAUAAAAUGACUUUCUAGGAGACCUGACCACGUGAGAGCCAGCUUUGCGAGCCAAAGGAAUGACUGUCCGAUGGCUUGUUUCGGUGUCUGUGUUUGCCGUGAGCAGGGCCACUAAUGCAGGCCCGGUGUCAGCGCAGUUUCCCGCUCUCCACAGCAUCUCAGUGAGGCCCCCUGGAAAGAGGCCCUUCAGUGGGAAAGUUGCUCACUGCCACUGGCCACCAUCUCCAAGUCGCAGGGCUCAGGGCAUCCAUGGAUGGUCCUCUAGGCUGCUCGGCCUCAGGCUCUGUCUCCGGGGCCCCAUCUCUAGAUUGACUUCGUCGGCAGCGCGUGGCUUGACCGGCCUGCGGCAGCGCAUGUCACGUAUCCAAAGCGCCCUGGGCUCUGUAUCCAAAGCUGUCACUGGGACACCCGCCAACCUCGUCUCGAAGAUAGGCCGCCUCAAACCCGGGAUCGCCUUGGCCGGGAAGGGAGUGCCAUUAAACCCAGAGGCCAUACACAAGCAGCCGGAGAACGAAACUGACACCCAGAAGCCUCCUCGGGACAGCAGGAAGCCGGCAAAAGAUCAGACUGACUCAGACAGGGCAGCCCUGCAGGGCGUACAGCCAUCGCAAGCAAACUACUUCCGCGUCAACCUGGAUGAGACGUACGACUCUCUAGCCAGCCACGUCAACACGUAUUUUGGGAGUGGUGCUGCAGUGGAGGACGGACAGGCCAGCCGGCGUAAUUCUGACCCCAGCAGGUCACAUGUGACCGAUGCGUGCCCCAUCCCUGCUCUUGUACCUGUGUCUGACAGUCGCGCUUCAAAGUUGGCCCCCAUUUCUUCUUCACCUCUUCCUGCUGCACCCCCGCUGACACUGGAGUCCAGUGCAUCACCCAGGCGGGGAAUAGGGCAGUACCUGUCGUACCCCGUGCCCAGCGUGCAGGCUUUUCUGGGCAACUACUUUGCAGUGCUGGUCCCCCGACUCCGCCCAGAGCCCAAAGUGAUGGCGGGGGAAAAGGACAAGCCGCCCGCAACAGACGAUGCUGCCUCCGAGCAGCAGGAAGUCACCGAGGACGAGGGGCAGAAGGCAGCCGACGAUAAGGCCAAGCAGCUGCUACUGCAGAGGGAGAAGAUCAUAGCCAGGGUGAGUGUGGACAACAGAACCAGGGCCCUGGUACAGGCCCUGCAAAGAGCUUCGGAUGUCAAGCUCUACAUCCGCAGGGUGGAAGAGCUUAGCUGUCAGCUGCUGGAGUUCCCAGAGACCAAGGGCGUGGCCGUUAAGGAGAGGGCAAUCCCAUGCCUUCUGCGUCUCCGCCAGGCCGGGGAUCCCACUCUGCAGGGUGCUGUGAGAGAGGCUCUGGCCCUCGUGGGAUACACAGACCCGGUGAAGGGUCGAGGUAUACGCCUACUGUCCAUCGAUGGCGGAGGAACCAGGGGGUUAGUUGCCCUCCAGACGCUGCACAAGCUGGAGAGACUGACGGGGAAACGCAUCCACCAGCUGUUCGACUACAUCUGUGGAGUGAGCACUGGGGCCAUCUUGGCCUUCAUGCUGGGUGUUUUCCAGAUCCCCCUGGAGGAGUGUGAGGAGAUGUACCGGCGCCUGGGCUCCGACGUCUUCAAGCAGAACGUCAUCGUGGGCACGGUGAAGAUGAGCUGGAGCCACGCUUUCUACGACAGUGAGGUCUGGGAGUCCAUCCUCAGAGAGAGAAUGGGCUCUGAACUCAUGAUCAAAACGGCGAGGAACCAGGGAUGCCCGAAGGUGGCAGCAGUGAGCACCAUCGUGAACAGAGGGACCCCACUGAAGGCCUAUGUCUUCAGGAACUACAACCUGCCUUCGGGGGUGCGCUCCCACUACCUGGGGGGCUGUGAGCACAAGCUGUGGCAGGCCAUCCGGGCCUCUUCUGCUGCCCCCGGCUACUUCCAGGAAUUCCUGCUGGGGAACGACCUUCACCAGGACGGCGGCCUGCUGAUCAACAACCCGACGGCGCUGGCGAUCCACGAGUGCAAGUGUCUGUGGCCCAACACGCCGGUGCAGUGCGUCGUGUCGCUGGGGACUGGCCGCUUCGAGAGCGGCAGCCGCAACAGCGCCACCUACACCAGCCUGAAGACAAAGCUGACCAACGUCAUCAGCAGUGCCACGGAUACAGAGGAGGUACACACCAUGCUAGACGCCCUCCUGCCUCCCGACACUUACUUCCGCUUCAACCCAUAUAUGACGGAGGACGUGCCGCUGGACGAGAGCCGCCAGGAAAAGCUGGACUGGCUGCAGAACGAGGGCCUGCGCUACCUGGAACACAACGAGGACAAGCUGAGGAAGGCGGCCAGCAUCCUUACGCAGGAGAAGAGCGCCAUCCAGAGGCUGGCCGAGUGGGUGAAGCUGAAGGGGGACAUGUAUGAUGGGCUGCCCUUCUUCUCUAAGCUGUAGGCAGGCUGCAGGAACCCGCCGGAGGGCAGGUCUCGGGGUGCCGGGAGGUUCCCCAUGUGGUUUUGGCCUCCAGCCUGGUUGACGGGCCCUAGCUGGCUGCAUUCAGGGCCACGCUUCCAGAAGUUUGAAGGCUCUGGAUACUUUGAGGACCACUUGAAUGCCACUUAGUGUAGAACCCACGGCACUUUGUCAUUUUUUAAAGACAGCCUGAUAUUUCCAUAUAAACGACUUGCUAUUUA
Messenger RNA from Brienomyrus brachyistius, 3071 nucleotides. RefSeq names its product calcium-independent phospholipase A2-gamma-like. Gene Ontology annotation, cellular component: membrane. The record is from RefSeq and is a predicted model, not a curated record. Gene Ontology annotation, biological process: arachidonate metabolic process. The coding region runs from base 487 to 2832 and encodes 781 amino acids. NCBI's taxonomy places the organism in Eukaryota, Metazoa, Chordata, Actinopteri, Osteoglossiformes, Mormyridae. The transcript has 10 exons.